Messenger RNA from Trichoderma virens Gv29-8, 546 nucleotides. RefSeq lists its product as uncharacterized. The coding region runs from base 1 to 546 and encodes 181 amino acids. Gene Ontology annotation, biological process: vesicle-mediated transport; intracellular protein transport. Gene Ontology annotation, molecular function: GTPase activity; GTP binding. Gene Ontology annotation, cellular component: cytoplasm; Golgi apparatus. NCBI's taxonomy places the organism in Eukaryota, Fungi, Ascomycota, Sordariomycetes, Hypocreales, Hypocreaceae. The record is from RefSeq and is a predicted model, not a curated record. The transcript has 5 exons.
AUGGGUGCUGGCAUGUCAUGGCUGUCCAACUUGGUCUGGGCAAAGAAAGAGAUUAGGAUUCUGAUCUUGGGCUUGGACAACGCUGGAAAAACAACGCUCUUAUACAGACUGAAGAUCGGAGAAGUUGUCACGACGAUACCAACGAUCGGAUUCAACGUUGAAUCAGUCACGUACAAGAACCUCAAUUUCAAUGUUUGGGAUCUGGGUGGUCAGACAAGCAUCAGACCCUACUGGCGGUGUUACUAUGCCAACACCGCUGCCGUUAUCUUCGUCGUCGACUCGACUGAUAUCGACCGAUUACAAACCGCAGCAGAGGAGCUAUCGGCCAUGCUGAACGAGGAAGAGCUCAAGGAUGCGGCUCUGCUGGUGUUCGCCAACAAACAGGACCAGCCCGGCGCCAAGGGAGCGGGAGAGAUCUCGGAAGCGCUGCAGCUGGGCGAGCUGCGGGACCGAAAUUGGAGCAUCAUGGCCUGUUCGGCAGUCGACGGCAGUGGUGUGAACGAGGGCAUGGAUUGGCUGGUGCAAACCGUCAACCAAGAAAACUAA